AUGGCACAAGACCAUAGGAAGCUCGGUUCAGAAAUGAUUAGCCACAACAUUAGAGAGCUUGUCAACCGAGACGAUUCACUUAAGGUGAAGGUGAUCAUUGCCCAUAUUCUUGAAAAAUAUAGGUACAUAAUAUCUUGCAGGAAAGCACAGAUCGCUAAGUGUAAGGCCAUAGAGUCGCUCUACGAAAAUUGGGAAACAUAUUACAACGACCUGCCACAGUGGAUAUUGGUAAUGAAAACCUAUCUUCCUGGAACCAUUAUUGAUUUGCAAACCCUACCUGCAAUUUCAAAUGAUGGUUCCCAAAUCUCUGAAAAACGAAUCUUCCAUCGUCUGUUGUGGGCAUUUCGACUGUGUAUACGUGGCUUCGCCUACUGUAAGCCCCUUGUGCAAGUAGAUGGAACAUGGUUGUAUGGAAAAUAA
This is a messenger RNA of Lathyrus sativus (Indian pea), 420 nucleotides long. The record is from the annotation of a GenBank genome assembly. Lineage: Eukaryota; Viridiplantae; Streptophyta; Magnoliopsida; Fabales; Fabaceae.